AUGGCCCCCGUUCUCAAGAAGUACAAGGCUGCCGCCGUCAACGCCGAGCCCGGCUGGUUCAACCUGGAGGAGUCGACUCGUCGGACCAUCCACUGGAUCAACGAGGCCGGCAAGGCAGGCUGCAAGUUCAUCGCCUUCCCUGAGCUCUGGAUCCCCGGCUACCCCUACUGGAUGUGGAAGGUGACCUACCAGGAGAGCCUGCCCCUGCUCAAGAAGUAUCGGGAGAACAGUCUGGCGUCGGACUCGGAGGAGAUGCGGCGGAUCCGCGAGGCGGCGCGGGCCAACAAGAUCUUCGUCUCGCUGGGCUACUCGGAGCUGGACCUGGCCAGCCUGUACACGACGCAGGUGAUGAUCUCGCCCGCGGGCGAGAUCAUCAACCACCGCCGCAAGAUCCGCGCCACCCACGUCGAGCGCCUGGUCUUCGGCGACGGCACCGGCGACACCACCGAGUCGGUCAUGCAGACCGAGAUCGGCCGCCUCGGCCACCUCAACUGCUGGGAGAACAUGAACCCCUUCAUGAAGGCCUACGCCGCCUCGCUGGGCGAGCAGGUCCACGUCGCCGCCUGGCCCCUCUACCCCGGUCGCGAGACCCUCAAGUACCCCGACCCGGCCACCAACAUCGCCGAGUCCAACUGUGAUAUCGUCACCCCCGCCUACGCCAUCGAGACCGGCACCUACACCCUCGCCCCCUGGCAGACCAUCACCGCCGAGGGCGUCAAGCUCAACACCCCCCCGGGCAAGGAGCUCGACGACCCCAAGAUCUACAACGGCCACGGCCGCAUCUUCGGCCCCGACGGCCAGAACCUCGUGCCCCACCCUAGCACCGACUUCGAGGGGCUUCUGUUCGUCGAUAAUUCCCAGACUAACCCAAAGGUUCAGAUCGACCUCGACGAAUGCCACCUGUCCAAGUCUCUUGCUGACUUCGGCGGCCACUACAUGCGCCCCGAUCUGAUCCGCCUGCUGGUGGACACCAACCGCAAGGAUCUGGUGGUGCGCGAGGACCGUAUCAACGGUGGGGUCGAGUACACCCGCACCGUCGAUCGGGUCGGAUUGUCCACCCCGCUGGAUGCCCCUGCCCCUGCUGAGGAGAACUAG
Aspergillus aculeatinus CBS 121060 is the source of this 1095-nucleotide messenger RNA. RefSeq names its product carbon-nitrogen hydrolase family protein. The transcript is spliced from 5 exons. Gene Ontology annotation, biological process: cyanide catabolic process. NCBI's taxonomy places the organism in Eukaryota, Fungi, Ascomycota, Eurotiomycetes, Eurotiales, Aspergillaceae. The record is from RefSeq and is a predicted model, not a curated record. Bases 1 to 1095 code for a protein of 364 amino acids. Gene Ontology annotation, molecular function: cyanide hydratase activity.